Messenger RNA from Oncorhynchus keta (chum salmon), 2366 nucleotides. Its product is annotated as natural resistance-associated macrophage protein 2-like. Gene Ontology annotation, biological process: metal ion transport. Gene Ontology annotation, molecular function: cadmium ion transmembrane transporter activity; iron ion transmembrane transporter activity; manganese ion transmembrane transporter activity. The record is from RefSeq and is a predicted model, not a curated record. Gene Ontology annotation, cellular component: plasma membrane. Bases 166 to 1938 code for a protein of 590 amino acids. Lineage: Eukaryota; Metazoa; Chordata; Actinopteri; Salmoniformes; Salmonidae. The transcript is spliced from 15 exons.
UGAACGCAGCAUCAACUGCCACACAAAGUAGGCUAUUCCAAAACAGGAAGUCAUAUUAUUUACCUGAAUACCUGACUGCACCUGCAUGAUCAUACCCAUGUCGUCCACGAGGACCUAUUAAUUAAUGGACAGGUAGCCUACCUUUUGACUUUGAAGAAGACAAGGAUGAAGCGAUUCAGUUCAUCAAAAUUCGUAGCUUUUCUGACGACAGACAGAACCCCCCAUCCUGAGAACAUCCACAUCUCCUCACUACCUCCUAGUGUUCCUACAGACCAGGAGCUAACGCAUGGAGAAGGAGACAUGGCACAGGGGAAAGCAGAUGAGACCACACAGACACAGCGAGGAGCCCUCUCUGUCUUUCCAGAGGGCCAGAAUGGGGGAACUGAUGUAUCUAGUACCUAUUUUCACCAUAAGGUCCCCAUUCCAGAUGAUGACAGUCAGACGUGGUUCAGUUUCCGUAAGCUAUGGGCCUUCACAGGACCUGGGUUCCUGAUGAGCAUCGCCUACCUAGACCCAGGAAAUAUAGAGUCAGACCUGCAGUCAGGUGCUAAAGCAGGAUUCAAGCUGUUGUGGGUUCUUCUGGGAGCCACCAUCAUUGGUCUGCUGUUGCAGAGGCUGGCAGCCAGACUGGGUGUGGUCACUGGGAUGCACCUGGCAGAAGUCUGCAACCGCCAGUACCCCACCGUGCCACGCAUUGUCCUGUGGUUGAUGGUGGAGCUGGCCAUCAUAGGUUCAGACAUGCAGGAGGUCAUAGGUUGUGCCAUUGCAUUCAACCUCCUCUCCUCUGGCAGGAUACCUUUGUGGGGGGGUGUUCUCAUCACCAUCAUUGACACAUUUGUGUUCCUCUUCCUGGACAAGUAUGGUCUGAGGAAACUUGAGGCCUUUUUUGGGGUCCUUAUUACAAUCAUGGCCAUCACCUUUGGAUAUGAGUAUGUGACUGUGCGUCCGGACCAGGGGGAGCUGCUCAAGGGGAUGUUUAUGCCGUACUGUGAAGGCUGUGGUCCUGUGCAGCUGGAGCAGGCUGUGGGCAUCGUAGGGGCUGUCAUAAUGCCCCACAACAUCUACCUGCACUCUGCCCUCGUCAAGUCUCGACAGAUUGAUCGUUCCAGUAAGAAGGAGCUCAAGGAGGCCAACAAAUACUUCUUCAUUGAGUCGACCAUUGCACUCUUCCUCUCUUUCCUCAUCAACGUAUUUGUGGUGGCUGUCUUUGCCGAGGCUGUCUAUGGACGCACAAACAUUGAAGUGCAUGACAUCUGUAAUGCAACUGGUAUUCUUCACCUAGAUCUGUUCCCCUUGAACAAUGAGACACUGCAGGUGGACAUCUACAAAGGCGGAGUGGUUCUGGGCUGUAUUUUUGGCCCUGCAGCACUAUAUAUCUGGGCUGUGGGCAUCCUGGCAGCAGGUCAGAGUUCAACCAUGACCGGGACCUACUCAGGACAGUUUGUCAUGGAGGGAUUUUUGAACCUGCGCUGGUCCCGUUUCUCCCGGGUGCUGCUGACCCGCUCCAUCGCCAUCACGCCCACCCUGCUGGUGGCCAUCUUCCAGGACGUCACCCACCUGACGGGCAUGAACGACUUCCUGAAUGUGCUGCAGAGCAUGCAGCUGCCGUUUGCUUUGAUUCCCAUCCUCACUUUCACCAGUUUAUCCUCCCUCAUGAGUGAAUUUGCCAAUGGAUUAUUUUGGAAGAUUGGGGGAGGAGUUGUGAUCUUGUUGGUGUGUUGUAUCAACAUGUACUUUGUAGUCAUCUAUGUGACCUCUCUGAACAGUGUGUGGCUGUACGUGUUGGCUGCUUUUCUCUGCAUAGCAUAUUUGGGAUUUGUGGGUUACCUGACGUGGUUAUGUCUGAUAGCGCUGGGUGUGUCCUGUCUGGAUGUGACCUGCAGGGUCAGGGACGACACCACGGUUCUGAUAGAGCAGCAGCCAGAGUUUGACUCCUGAGCAUGGUUCCUUCCUGCAUGUGUGUAUGUGUGUGAGGCUAUGGGAGGAGCCUUGGGAUAUUUGAAGGUGCUACUGUACAGAUUGUAAGAUUUGUUUACAAUUUUGAAAUGACUAAUGUUCUGUAAUGAUAUUUGCCUUUAUGACAAUUGUUAUUUAAGGAAUAUGCAAGAAUUAAAUAACAUUUCAUUAAUUAUUUCACUUUUGUAUGUAUUGAAUUUUAAGAUAAUUGCCAUAUUAAUGAUCAUACUAGGACUUUGAUUUGUGAGGAAUUUAGAAAAGGAUUGUGAAAUGGUACUGUACACUGUAAAUGUCUAUCUAUUUACUCUGAAUUAAUUACACCCUGAAAUUGUUAAAAAACGCAAAUAAAUGCUCCCAUUUUUUAUGUCCUGGUCAAUGAGAUUUACCAUGGAAAAAAUGGUUUCAUAAUG